Molecule: messenger RNA, 1818 nt
Organism: Penicillium waksmanii
Lineage: Eukaryota; Fungi; Ascomycota; Eurotiomycetes; Eurotiales; Aspergillaceae
Product: glycoside hydrolase family 2 protein
Exons: 4
Coding region: 1-1818 (605 amino acids)
Biological process (GO): carbohydrate metabolic process
Molecular function (GO): hydrolase activity, hydrolyzing O-glycosyl compounds
Source: RefSeq, a predicted model, not a curated record
AUGGCAAACUACCCCCGCCCAGACUUCCAACGCAAAGCCCUAAACUGGGCCUCCCUCGACGGAACAUGGUCCUUCAUCUUCGACGACAAGGACAAAGGCCUAACCCAGCAGUGGCAAAAAACCGGUAUUCCGGACCAAGCAGCAGAAGCCGCAUCACCGGCAUCACCGGCCCAAAACAAGCGGGACAUAAAAGUCCCCUACGCAUUCCAAACCCCAGCCUCAGGAAUCGGCCUCUACGAAGCUCACGAGGUAACGUGGUACGAGCGUAGUAUCAGCGACAUACGCAGUGCCGACGAAGUCGCAAACGGGAACAGAUUACUUCUUCGCUUUGGCGCUGUGGACUAUGACUGCUCUGUUUGGGUUGAUGGGAGUUAUAUCGGUGGGCAUCGGGGUGGUCAUGUUCCCUUUGACUUGGAUGUUUCGGACGCGUUUGCAUCUGCCGAGUCAACCACAGGAAGCACUGGCACUGGCAAGGCCAGACUAACGCUCCGCGUCCGUGAUUCACCUUACGAUCUGGCCCAAACCCCGCGGCAAACAAUUCUGGGGCCCGAUGAUAUUGAGUCUGGCGAGCUUCAUGCUCAGGUUUCGGUUUUGGGACGGGGUGCGCGGGCGGCGUGUAGUGUUGAGAUUGAGGCGAGUCUUUAUGGGAAAGUCGUUGGGAAUGGGAAGGGGAAGGUGAAGAGGUCGCUCAAAGCGGAGAGGGAUUGGGUUGGGUUGGACGUUUGUAUGAAGGUUUCUGGGUCCGAUGUUGCGAUUUUGGAGAAGGAGAGGAAAGCGCCGUUUGAUGUUGAGGGGUGUUGGUAUGAUGGUGUGGCGGUUUGGUCUCCUGAGCAUCCGAUUUUGUACGAUUUGACUCUUCGUCUUUACGAUGAGGGUGGGAAGGUUGUUGAUGAAGUGCAGACGACGACUGGGAUGCGGAGUCUUUCGUGGCAGAAUGGCGAUGGGACGUUCCGAUUGAACGGCAAGCCUUAUUUUCAGAUGUUAUUUUUGGACCAAGGCUACUGGCCCGAAACGGGACUUACGCCGCCAUCGUCCGAGGCAUUGAAGCUCGAUAUCCAGAUGUCGAAGGAUCUGGGAUUCAACGGGUGCCGCAAGCAUCAGAAAGUCGAGGAUCCGCGAUUCCACUACUGGGCCGAUCGGCUAGGUUUCAUCGUUUGGGGCGAAAUGGCCAAUGCGUAUGAAUUUGGGCCGGAUUAUAUUGACCGGAUGAAUAGUGAGUGGACUGAGGCUGUGAAGAGGGAUAUCAAUCAUCCUUGUAUCAUCACAUGGACACCUAACAACGAGAGUUGGGCCUAUACCUCGUUGAAGGAUAACAUCGAGCAGCGGAAUCAUAUUCGCUCUCUAUGGAAGGGGGGGAUUCUGGCCCCGAAAGCCGGACAUGAUAUGUUCUCAAGACCCAUCUACUCCGGCUUCGCAGGACACACACUCCUCGAUCCCGGAGCGCAACACAAAGCCGGUGCACCGGUCAUCUGCACCGAAUUCGGGGGCGUGAAUAUCGCGCCGGGCAAGGGUGGUCAGGCGGGCGAUCGUGAUUGGGGAUAUACCACCGCGACGGACAUUGAGGAUUUCCUGAAGCGAUAUGAGAGGCUUGUUAUGGGGAUUGUUAAGGGGGGCCAUACUUGUGGACUUGUUUAUACGCAGUUGUGUGACAUUGAACAAGAAGUCAACGGUCUCUACUCCUACGAUCGCAAGGCAAAGGUGCCCGUUGCAAGGAUAAAGGCCAUCAUGGAUGCCGCGAAGGAACAUUACUAUGAUCAUGUCCAGACUCAUGGACCGAGGGGAAUCAAGAAGCUUUUGCAUUCUCUGCACCGGAGCUAG